Tyto alba (common barn owl) is the source of this 985-nucleotide messenger RNA. RefSeq names its product 39S ribosomal protein L9, mitochondrial-like. Lineage: Eukaryota; Metazoa; Chordata; Aves; Strigiformes; Tytonidae. The coding region runs from base 47 to 781 and encodes 244 amino acids. Gene Ontology annotation, biological process: translation. Gene Ontology annotation, molecular function: structural constituent of ribosome. The record is from RefSeq and is a predicted model, not a curated record. Gene Ontology annotation, cellular component: ribosome; mitochondrion. The transcript is spliced from 7 exons.
CCCGCGGGGUCCUCGGGCCGGCACCGGGAGCGGGACGGGGGCGGCCAUGUUGGGCCGGGGGGCGGCGGGGGGCUGCGGCCUGGUGCUGCGGGCGGCCAGCCGGGCCCUGAGCCUCAGCCACGGCCGGGGCACCGUGGUGGUGGAGCGGUGGUGGAAGGUCCCGCUCAGCAAAGAGGGGCGGCAGCCGCGCCUGCACCCCCGCCGGCACCGUGUCUACCGGCUGCUGGAGGACACCAAGCACCUGCCCAAGACGGACCUGGAGCUGAUCCUCACCCAGUCGGUGGACAAUUUGGGGAACCGGGGGGACUUGGUCAGCGUGAAGAAAUCCCUGGGUCGUAACAAGCUCCUGCCACAGGGGUUGGCUGUCUACGCCUCGCCGGAGAACAAGAAGAUGUUUGAGGAGGAGAAGAAGCUGCGCCAAGAGGGGAAACUGGAGGUGAUGCAGACCUGGAGCGGGGAGAGGACCAUCAAGUUCCUCAAGGGCUGCCGCCUCGAGGUGGGCAUGAAAAACAACAUCAAGUGGGAGCUGAACAACGAAAUCGUGGCUCGUCACUUCUUCAAAAACCUGCGGGUCUUCGUGCCCCCCCACGCGCUGAAGCUGCCCGCCGAGCCCAUCACCAGGUGGGGCGAGUACUGGUGCGACGUGACGGUGAACGGGCUGGAGACCGUCCGGGUGCCCAUGGACGUGGUGAACUUCCUGCGCCCCAAAACCAAACGCUACAAGCACUGGCUGGCCCAGCAGCAGGCCCGGCUGGCGGCACAGAGGGAGACGCUGCUCUGAGCCGGGGGGGCCCCCCAGGAUCCCCCCAGUGUGCCCGGCACCGGCUUGGUACCGGCAGGCACUGGGGGGAAUGGCGGGGGGGUUCCCCUGGCAUGGAUGGAGGGGGGUCCCCUGGGGCUGAGCUGUUUCUGUACCCACUAAAGAGCUGGGGGGGGGGGGGGGGGGGGCCAUGCGGGAGGGUUCCUGUACCCCCCCCGGCCCCCC